This is a messenger RNA of Anas platyrhynchos (mallard), 1672 nucleotides long. It is a transcript of the gene TMEM9B, whose product is annotated as TMEM9 domain family member B. Gene Ontology annotation, cellular component: lysosomal membrane. Gene Ontology annotation, biological process: positive regulation of canonical NF-kappaB signal transduction. The record is from RefSeq and is a predicted model, not a curated record. NCBI's taxonomy places the organism in Eukaryota, Metazoa, Chordata, Aves, Anseriformes, Anatidae.
CGUGCGGAAGGCGGAAAUGAUGGCGGCGGAGCGGCGGGGCUGAGCGGUGCCGGUGGCGGAGCGGAGCGGGGCGGCCCCGGGCCCGACAUGGCGGGCGGCGGCGGGGCCCGGCUGGGGCUGGGGCUGUGCUGGCUGCUGGCCGCGCUGGCGGCGCUGGGCGCGCAGGCCAAGAAUUCCGAGGACGUCCGAUGUAAAUGCAUCUGCCCUCCCUACAAAGACCAUUCGGGCCAUAUCUACAACAAAAAUGUUUCGCAGAAAGACUGUGAUUGUCUUCAUGUGGUUGAGCCUAUGCCUGUCCCUGGACCUGAUGUAGAAGCAUAUUGCUUGCGUUGUGAAUGCAAAUAUGAAGAGAGGAGCUCUGUCACAAUUAAGGUUACAAUCAUCAUAUACCUGUCUAUUUUGGGCCUGCUUCUUCUGUACAUGGUGUACCUCACACUGGUGGAACCUAUCCUGAAGAGACGUCUCUUUGGACAUUCACAGCUCAUACAGAGUGAUGAAGACAUUGGGGAUCACCAACCUUUUGCAAAUGCCCAUGAUGUGCUGGCUCGUUCUCGGAGCCGUGCCAAUGUAUUGAACAAAGUGGAAUACGCCCAACAGCGCUGGAAGUUGCAGGUCCAAGAGCAACGCAAAUCUGUUUUUGACCGUCAUGUUGUGCUGAGUUAAUUGUCUCUCAGCAGUAACUCCAAGGAAGUACAGCAGACUAAUUGAAAGAACUGACUUAUGUCUUCCUGAUCCUACCACUUCAGAGGAGUUUUCAUAAAUGGUUGGUUACUGAUUUGAAAAAAUAAAAAUAGUGCUUAAACUUUGAGAGAAUGUUCUAGAGUGGAAGCAAUUAAAAAGAUUAGCUAAUCAGAAGCUAAAAACCUUUGCAUUUUCAAAUGGCUCUUGCUGAUAAAACUGAAGAGAAAACAAACCGUGAGGUAGCUUUGUUUGCCACUGUGGUACCUUAUUCACAGUUGUGACUUUAUGGUGAUUUUUAACUAUAUAUUUCUCUCUACUACUUACCUACUACGUGAUUAAAAAGUACCUGGGAACACACUAACUGCUUACAACUCACUAAUCACUUUAUGUAAAGACCUUUUGUAAAUAUACUUGGAUUUUUUCUGCUGACUAAUGCUAGGUACUAGAAAUCUAAAUCUUGCAGUGUAGUUUCCACAUCAGAGAAUGAACUCCUGAUUGGUUGUAUUCAUCAUUUGGUUUCUUGCACUCAUACUUUCAAGAUGCUUGUAUGUCGAGUGAUGCUUGCAGAUUUAAGGCAAAACUUAAAUGGACACUGACUCGUUGAGCUGCAUACUUGAAUUACUGUGAUGUAGAUAAACUCAAAUGCAGUGUACAUCAAGACAGUGUUGGCAUUUUGUUCUAUUUUGCUUUAAUAGUUUAAUAUAUUGUAUGUGUAUGAUAUCUCUUUAAAACAAUCUUCUCCCUUUCUUUUCAUGGGUAAAGUCUCAGGAGAUAUAUGAUGAAAUAUUUAUUAUAAAAAUCUUUAUGCGUUUGUCUGGAUUGAUGGUGUGAGGCACGUACUUUCUUGGGCACCUGUCAUCUUGGGAGUUAGGUGUAUUUUUUUAUCUGUGAUUCUGUACUCAUUUCUCUUAAGAGGUAUUCAGUUGCUAGAUGACUAACUUUCAUAUAUCCCCUUUGGAAUGUAACAAUUAAAAUGGAUUUUUGAAAAACA